CCCUAGUCGUAAGUUCAUGUCGCUGUCUCACUCUCUUGAAACCUUUCGCUUCGUUCUCUAUCAAGAUCUAACCAUAAUCUUCUCUCUAUCUCUCUAAAUGUCCUGUCCUGACAUUCGCUUCUGAUCUUCGCCUCAUUCUAUGGAUCUGCAUUGUCGUACUUGAGAGCUGUGUUUGUGUUUGAUGCACACCAAUGGUUCAUUUACUAUCGGGGAAUAGAAUUGACGGAGGGUUUUGUCGGUGGAAAUUAAUUCAACGGAGAAAGCCUAGAUUGGCGUUCAAUGUAGCAUUGUUUAUUCAAGCACUGGCGUUCCGACAAUGAUGUUUGUGAAUUCGCUCCCAAAAUGCUCGCUAUUCUGGUGCUGUUGUUUAGUUUCCAUCUCAUCCCUUUCGAUUCUACAGCUGCCACUUACGCGAGACUUAUAUCAAUGAGGGAUCCACCAAAUACACAUCACCCCAAACCUUUUUUUAAGCCUUUGAUUGUUCCUGCUUCUUCUCCAACAAUUCAAGGUCUUGUUUCUGGUCCUACUGGUAGCAGCUUGCCGCCACAUCACCACCACCACCACCACCCCCACGGCCGCCAUCAUCAUCCUCAUGGGAUAAGAACUCAUGCAGUCUCCCCAUCUCCAUCCUCUGGACCAGGUUGUGGCCUAACCUGUUUGGAACCACUGACUUCGACUCCUAUUGGUUCACCUUGUGGGUGUGUUUUACCAAUGAAAGUGAGACUGCUUUUACAAGUGUCUGUGUAUGCUGUCUUCCCUGUUGUGAACGAGCUAGAGAUUGAGAUUGCAUCAGGCAUGUACCUAACACAAAGCCAAGUGGUGAUAACAGGUGCCAGUGCUGAUAGUGAAAACCAAGGACAAACAGUCAUUGAUGCAAACUUGGUGCCAUUGGGACAGCGAUUCGAUAAUGUCACUGCUGCUUUCACAUACGAGAGAUUUUGGAAGAAAAAACUCUCAUUGAAUAAAACCCUUUUCGGAGAUUAUCAAGUGGCAUAUAUUAUUUAUCCAGGGCUUCCUACUUCGCCAUUACAGAUGGAACCAAGCGGAGGUCCCGGGAUGCAAGAUUUCCCAAUAACCGCAAAUUUUGUUCGCAAAAGUCAGACAAUAAACCGUAAAACCAUUUUUGUAAUUGCAUUGUCUGCAGCAGUGCUCUUGAUUGUUUGCUGUGCUGCAAUUUGUGUUAUCAUCAAGUACAGAAAGCUAUGUAAUUCAUCCAGUGCUUUUACAUCCUCAAAUAACAAGAGAUGUGGACUUGGAGCAUUGUUAGCAAGCAAUCCAACAAGUUCCAUAUCAGUAUCUGUUGUUUCCGCCAUGCCUACUUGUGUUCUUUCCGUUAAGACGUUUUCAUUAGCUGAGCUGGAAAAAGCUACCGAGAAAUUCAGCUCAUUAAGAGUUUUGGGUGAAGGUGGUUUUGGAUGUGUUUAUCUUGGGAUCAUGGAUGAUGGAGCUCUGGUUGCUGUAAAAUUGUUGAACAGAGAUAUUAACCAGAAUGGAGAUCGUGAGUUCAUUGCAGAAGUUGAGAUGUUAAGCCGGUUGCAUCACCGUAAUCUUGUUAAACUCAUUGGUAUAUGCAUUCAAGGAUGUGCUCGCUGUUUGGUCUAUGAGCUUGUUCCCAAUGGCAGCGUUGAAUCUCAUUUGCAUGGUGUGGAUAAGCAAACGGGGCCUCUUGAUUGGGAUGUGCGAUUAAAGAUCGCUCUGGGUGCAGCAAGAGGGUUGGCUUAUCUUCAUGAAGAUUCCAACCCUCGUGUCAUCCACCGUGAUUUCAAAGCCAGCAACGUUUUGCUAGAAGACGAUUUUACCCCUAAGGUAUCAGAUUUCGGGUUAGCAAGGGAAGCUACAGAAGGGAGUCAUCACAUUUCAACCCGUGUCAUGGGAACUUUCGGUUAUGUGGCUCCCGAGUAUGCGAUGACGGGGCAUCUACUAGUGAAAAGCGACGUGUACAGUUACGGGGUGGUGCUGCUGGAGCUUAUUUCGGGAAGAAAACCGGUCGACAUGUCACAACCUCCGGGUGAAGAAAACCUCGUCACGUGGGCCCGCCCACUUCUCACAACCCAAGAAGGUCUGCUCCGGUUAAUCGACGGGACCUUAGCCGGGACCUACGACUUCAACGACAUGGCAAAAGUGGCUGCAAUCGCUUCCAUGUGUGUGCACCCACAGGUGGCUCAACGACCUUUCAUGGGCGAAGUCGUCCAAGCCCUAAAACUCAUAUACAACGACAAAGACGACACCACUACCCAACGAGACUCCUCCGCCUCCGCCGUCGAAUCCGAAUUCAAAGCCGACCACACCGUUUCCGAUGGCAGCUGGUGGAACGCCGGCGGUUCCACACAUCUCAUGUACGGUAACGAUUCUCCCAUCUUAACGAUGGAUUAUAGCUCCGCCUCCGGUCCAUUUGACGAGGUUGAAAACAAUGGCGGUCUUGGAAAUAGGUCCGGCCCGCUAAGGACGGUUAGGAAGAAACCCGGGUUUUAUAAUAGAUUAAAAGGGAGUAUGAGUGAACAUGGUGGGGGUAAGCCUUUCUGGAGUCAAGGCUCUAUUUAGUUUUUUAAAUGUACAGAACCGGAAAAUGUUAAAAGGAAACUCGGGUUUUCGUGAUCGAUUGGAGUCGGACCGAGUUUUAGUUAAUUAUGUAGGAAAACAGCCGAGGGACCUAAUUGAAAAAAGCUGGGUGAACUACAUUUUUGGUCCCCGAACAAUAUAAUUAUUCACAUAUUUGGUUUCUAAGAAUAUAAUAUGGGAUACUGCAUGGGUUAAGC
Molecule: messenger RNA, 2756 nt
Organism: Lactuca virosa
Lineage: Eukaryota; Viridiplantae; Streptophyta; Magnoliopsida; Asterales; Asteraceae
Source: the annotation of a GenBank genome assembly